AUGGGUUCUUGUGCUUCAGUUCAUAAAGGUACUGCACCAGAGUCAGCCAUGAAACUGGGAGUGUCAUUUAAGCCUGAAAAAGACAAGCUUGUGAUUCCAGAAUCACCCAUCAAGGAUAAUAAACAGCCAACUGGUCACUCUCCGAUCAAGACUUUUGGAGACUUCGCCCUUUGUGAUGUGCCUGACCCAGCCCACUGGAGGCCUGAUAAUGUUUUGGUAAAACUGUCUGUCACGUGUAGUAAAGAAGAAACAUUUUUUGAUUCUCGAGCCUGGUUAGACUCAGACUGUGAAGAUGAUUUCCACAGUGUGAAUGGAGAUUUUACUCCUUCGCGUGGCAAUACCCCAGUCCACCAUAGUUCCUCUGCUGAGACCCCUCAGGUCAACACAAUCCCUUCAGACGGCAGGCCUCCUGGUUCCGUACAAGAACCAUCUCCUACUGGGAAGAAAAAGAGAUUAUCUGAACUUUUCAAAGAUAGCAUUAGUGAAGACCGAGAUGUAGAUGACCUACAAACUUCAGGCUCAUUCAAGCAGAACAUUGCCAAUGGGAAGAUAGUCAAGCCAACCAUACUCGAUGUCCUUCCCAAAUCUGCCAAUGCUACCCCUUUUCUCUCUGGAACUAACUCUGUCUCUAGUAGUGAAAGGACUCCUAAUGGAGUUGCCCUAAUUGAGAAGGAGAGAUCAUCUAAAUCUCUUCAAUGUUGCCUCCCGAGCCUGAUUUCUUGCCGUAGUUUUAGUGAUAGAAAGAAGAAAAGUCAAGCCAUAGCUGUGUGA
This is a messenger RNA of Dovyalis caffra, 771 nucleotides long. The record is from the annotation of a GenBank genome assembly. Lineage: Eukaryota; Viridiplantae; Streptophyta; Magnoliopsida; Malpighiales; Salicaceae.